AUGGCAACAUCCGCCUUCACCCAUAGACAUGACGCUCCGGAGGUAGUGAGGCUUCAACGGAAGGUCUUUCAUGAAAAGGUGACGACGAGCAAGGAAGUGAGAUUGCAGUGGCUGCCAUAUGAAGAACUUGACCGACUUAUCGAAGCCUUGCCCCAUUUUCAGGAGCUCCGGGUCUUCCGGCUGAACCAUUUCCAAGCCACUAUGGCGCAGCUCGAAGCCUUGGGCCAG
This is a messenger RNA of Durusdinium trenchii, 228 nucleotides long. Lineage: Eukaryota; Dinophyceae; Suessiales; Symbiodiniaceae. The record is from the annotation of a GenBank genome assembly.